CACAGUACCGCGAGAUCAAACUUUCUCAAUACGUGCUCUAAUCGCUCACGCGAUACUUCAACGUGACAUGCUUUCGGCCUUCCUAUCAACGACACUUUUACUACGCAAGUCAGCAGCAGUGGAUUCGUUUCCCCGGAAAUGCAGACACGUGAUAAUGACAUCACCGCUGUUAGCCCCAAUUUCCCGCGAAACAGACUACACGCGCCCAUUAAAGGAGGAAAGUCAUUGCAUGUCACUGCAGUCGCUAUGAUGCUGGGUAUACCAAGGCAGAAAAAACGAAAAAGACCUCAACAGGAUGCUGAGCAUCACAUUACUUGUAAAACAGACAAGCCUGAGCUUUAUGAGCAAGUUAUCAGCAAAUAUAAAGGACGUGGAGUUUUCACCACUGAAGCAUUUUUUAGAGGUGAUUUUGUCCUUGAAUACAGAGGUGAACUUCUGACUUCAGAGGAGAGCCUUGAUCGAUCUAAACUCUACAAUGACGUUGAGAACACAUUCUUGUUUGAUUUUCAGUGGCAUGGCAAAAAUUGGUGCAUGGAUGCAUCCAAGGAAGAUGGGUCCUUGGGAAGACUUGUAAAUGAUGAGCACAGAAAUCCUACAUGCAAAAUAAGAACUGUUGAAGUGAACAAAAAACCUCAUCUGUGUCUUUUUGCUGUACGAGAUAUUCAACCAGGAGAAGAAAUCACUUACAGUUAUGGAGAUUCAGAUUGGCCUUGGCGAGCUAAGGUAUCAUCAACAGAAUCCAGUGAUAAAAGUCCAGUCAGCAGUUUGGAUUUGCAGAAAUUGUUCCAUCAGGCUCCUCCUGUUUCCUCAUCUGCCCUGUAUAAGGUGUACAUCAAUGAACCACAUAAGCAAGUUGAGCCACAACAGUCAGGCAAAGCAAGAACAUCAGAGGAUAAAAUGAAACUCAAAGAUUGCCAUGAGCGCUUUAACAGAGCACAAAUUAAAACGAAAAAGACUGCCAUAGAGCAAUCACAAGAAUAUUUCAUGCCCUCAUCACCUGUGAAGACCACAUCCUCGUCCUCUUCUCCUGUGCAGCCCUCAUCACCUGUGAAGACCACAUCAUCGUCCUCUUCUCCUGUGCAGCCCUCAUCACCUGUGAAGACCACAUCAUCGUCCUCUUCUCCUGUGCAGCCCUCAUCACCUGUGAAGACCACAUCAUCUUCCUCUGCCUUUGUGCAGCCCUCAUCACCUGUGAUGACCACAUCAUCGUCCUCUUCUCCUGUGCAGCCCUCAUCACCUGUGAAGACCACAUCAUCGUCCUCUUCUCCUGUGCAGCCCUCAUCACCUGUGAAGACCACAUCAUCGUCCUCUUCUCCUGUGCAGCCCUCAUCACCUGUGAAGACCACAUCAUCUUCCUCUGCCUUUGUGCAGCCCUCAUCACCUGUGAUGACCACAUCAUCGUCCUCUUCUCCUGUGCAGCCCUCAUCACCUGUGAAGACCACAUCAUCGUCCUCUUCUCCUGUGCAGCCCUCUACACCCUUGCCCUGUGCUGCUUCCACCCCUGUGAUUUCCUCAUCAAAGGUGUCUGAGACACUGUCUUUAAUGGAGAUGCACUCAUUAAGGCAAUCAAGAAAAAGACAGUAUUCUGGGAGUGCCUACAGUGAUUCAGAUGUUACGGAUUACAGUGAUGUUGACUACAUACCCCAGUUCAGCUCAGAUGAAUCAGAUGGAAGUGCUUCUGGACAAAGCAAGGCUGAAAGGAGUUCAGAUGGAUCAAACAAUAAGUCUGAAUGUAGUGAUCCUAGACCCAACAAACGUUUAAGACAUACUAAAUCACCCCUUUCAAAAAGGAAAGCUGAAGAGGCAGGUAUUUCAUCUGCCAAUUGUAUGACAGCAAUGUCAUCAAAAAGGAUGAAAUGCCAAACUGAAGAGACCGAAACCUCCUCUGACAAAAAGACUUUGGUUCAGUCAAUGCCAUCACCACAAAAAAAGAGCAGGUCAUAUAACAAAAAACAGUAUUGCCUUUAUUGCUCUAAGCCAUAUGCAAAAAUGGCAAGACACCUUGAGUUUGUACAUCGCAAUGAAGUAGAGGUUGCAAAGGCUGUAGCUUUCCCAAAACGUUCCAAAGAACGAAGAGUCCAGUUAAACCUUCUUAGAAAAAGGGGCAACUUUGCCCACAACACAGAUGUGGUGAGAAAAGGGGAAGGUGAGAUGAUUGCCUGCUACCGUCCAAAAAAGUGCAAAAACCCCAAAGAAUUUAUCCACUGUAUUCACUGUCAAGGCCUUUACAACAAGCUCAGCCUAUGGAAACACAUUAAAAACUGUCCACUUAAACCGAAGGAUGAUGAAGCUCAGGGCAGAAAAAGAGUAAGAUCUCUUUGUGCCUUAAAAACACCU
Paramisgurnus dabryanus is the source of this 2337-nucleotide messenger RNA. RefSeq lists its product as uncharacterized. NCBI's taxonomy places the organism in Eukaryota, Metazoa, Chordata, Actinopteri, Cypriniformes, Cobitidae. Gene Ontology annotation, molecular function: protein binding. The record is from RefSeq and is a predicted model, not a curated record.